This is a messenger RNA of Nerophis lumbriciformis (worm pipefish), 876 nucleotides long. The record is from RefSeq and is a predicted model, not a curated record. NCBI's taxonomy places the organism in Eukaryota, Metazoa, Chordata, Actinopteri, Syngnathiformes, Syngnathidae.
AUGGCAUCUGUGGUAGGAAGAGCAUGGGGCUGGCUGCGCUCUUGGAGGAGCAAUGGCCUGCCGGAUCCAACUAAAGUUGAGGACCAAAAGCUGAAUGGCUCCAGUGGAAGUACCGGUGAUACAAGAGGAUUAGGUCGACAGAAUACUCCAGGAGAGGAUGAGUACUGGGAAGCUCAGGAGAAGCUACAACCUUUGGAAAUUGAAGAUCUCGGCGCCGGGAAACAAGAGUCGGAGACCGCCGUCGAACGCCUUCCGAGAUGGUGGAAUAAAUAUCUCCCUACGUCUUUCUUACCAUGGUCAAGAAAAGCACAGCCGACCGGAGCCAAGCAUCCGAAACAUCACGGCAAGAGUGGCGACGGGGAAUUUGACGGGGACUUUUCAGACUACGGCACACCUCCUCCUUCACCGACGCCAGGUUCCCAGCUGCCGUCGCCCUUUCGACUGUUUGUCCACAGCUGGAAUGUGGAAUUGUUUCCGGAGCACUACGAGAUCUGCUUUAACUUCCUCCGCCAUCUCUUCGACCUGUUCGUGGUGGGAUUCCUCUGGAUCGUGUCGCCCCCCGUCAAGCUGAUCCUAGAAAUUCUGGGGAUCCAGGGACCGCUCAGGCUCUGGCUACACGGCAUGGCCAUGUUUUUUGUAUCCACGGUGGGAAUGGCCGGACUCCUCUGGCUGAUCCAAGAGCAUCUCCCGGAGUUUGCUUUUAUCUACGGUAUCGUGCAAGCAUUAGUGAUCUCUGUCAGCCUAAAAAAGAGUGUUCUCCUUGGAUUGGAUGACGAAAACUCACAAGUGGAGGAGGAGGAGAACAGAGAAGUUGAGGUGACGGAUGAAGAUGGGAAAGAAAUGUUUUGCGCAAGUGGCAAAAUGAAGACAAGUUAA